This is a messenger RNA of Polyodon spathula (Mississippi paddlefish), 2628 nucleotides long. RefSeq names its product kelch-like protein 2. The transcript is spliced from 17 exons. NCBI's taxonomy places the organism in Eukaryota, Metazoa, Chordata, Actinopteri, Acipenseriformes, Polyodontidae. Gene Ontology annotation, molecular function: protein binding. The record is from RefSeq and is a predicted model, not a curated record. The coding region runs from base 351 to 2018 and encodes 555 amino acids.
CAAAUUCUGAGAUGGAAUGGUGCAUUCUGCAGCAAUCAGUUUCCACGUUCUGAAGAGAGAAAACACAAUGGAGAUGCAUCCAAUAAACAAAACAAUUCAGUGACAAAGCCAAGACACAUCUUAAAGGAGCGCAAAGGCAUCCCCAGCCAACUCCACAUGAACAUGAUUUGAACCAUCAAGCUCCCAGUCCUAUCACUUAUCUUGCACUCAACAUGGUAGUGAAGUAAGUCAGAUGAGUCAGUGAAGACGCCUGAAUCUGCAGAUGCACAAAGCUGUGCCGUCACAAACCCCACAACCUGAAAGACGAUGCACCUGAGAAGCAGUGUCCAGUCACAGUGAAUCCCCGUCAUAUGAAAAAAGCUUUCAAAGUGAUGAACGAGUUACGCAGUCAAAAUCUUUUGUGUGACGUGACAAUUGUCGCUGAGGAUGUGGAGAUUGCAGCUCACAGAGUGGUCCUAGCAGCCUGCAGUCCUUACUUCCAUGCAAUGUUUACAGGUGAGAUGAGCGAGAGCAGAGCAAAGCGAGUCCGGAUAAAGGAAAUGGACGGAUGGACAUUGGGGAUUCUCAUUGAUUAUGUUUAUACAGCAGAAAUCCAGGUCACAGAAGAGAAUGUACAGGUUCUGCUUCCAGCCUCCAGUCUCUUGCAGCUGCAGGACGUGAAAAAAGCUUGUUGUGAAUUCUUGGAAUCACAGCUACACCCCACCAACUGUUUAGGGAUCCGAGCCUUUGCAGAUAUGCAUGCAUGUACAGAGCUGCUGAAUAGAGCCAACACAUUUGUAGAGCAGCACUUUGCAGAGGUGGUGCAAAGUGAGGAACUCCUGAAUCUGGGAAUUGAGCAGGUGUGCAGCCUGAUAGCCAGUGAUAAGCUUAUAAUACCAUCUGAGGAGAAGGUGUUUGAAGCGGUUAUUGCCUGGGUAAACCAUGAUAAGGAUGUCCGUCAGGAACACAUGUCCCAUCUUAUGGAGCAUGUGCGGCUGCCUCUGCUUUCUCGAGAAUACCUGGUCCAGAGAGUAGAAGAGGAGUCCCUGGUUAAAAAUAGCAGUGCAUGUAAAGAUUACCUCAUUGAAGCCAUGAAGUAUCAUCUGCUUCCUGCUGACCAGAGGUCCAUGAUGAAAACUAUUAGGACCAGAAUGAGAACGCCCAUCAAUCUUCCAAAGGUAAUGGUUGUUGUUGGUGGGCAGGCCCCUAAAGCCAUCCGCAGUGUGGAGUGCUAUGAUUUCAAAGAGGAGCGGUGGUACCAAGUAGCUGAACUGCCUUCACGAAGAUGUAGAUCAGGUGUUGUCUGCAUGGGAGGAUUUGUUUAUGCAGUUGGUGGAUUCAACGGCUCUUUAAGAGUGCGCACAGUCGAUUCAUAUGAUCCAGUUAAAGACCAAUGGACCUGUGUUGCCAGCAUGCAGAACAGGAGAAGCACUUUGGGGGCUGCCGUAUUAAAUGGCCUUCUUUAUGCUGUAGGAGGAUUUGAUGGGAGUACAGGUUUGUCAACUGUAGAAGCCUACAAUGCAAAGAAAAAUGACUGGUUUCUCAUAGUGCCUAUGAACACCCGUCGGAGUAGUGUGGGAGUUGGUGUUGUUGGAGGAUUGCUGUAUGCAGUUGGAGGGUAUGAUGGUGCAUCUAGGCAAUGUCUCAGCACAGUGGAGGCCUACCACCCCAAUGCCAACGAAUGGAAUUAUGUUGCAGAGAUGAGCACAAGACGAAGUGGGGCAGGUGUCGGGGUUUUGAAAGGAUUAUUGUAUGCUGUUGGAGGUCAUGAUGGGCCACUGGUGAGAAAGAGCUGUGAGGUGUAUGACCCUGCCACAAAUUCUUGGAAGCAGGUUGCAGAUAUGAAUAUGUGCAGAAGAAAUGCAGGUGUCUGUGCAGUAAGCAAUCUGCUGUAUGUAGUUGGUGGGGAUGAUGGUUCCUGUAACCUGUCAUCAGUGGAGUAUUACAAUCCUUCAGUUGACAAGUGGACUCUGUUACCUACUUGUAUGAGCACAGGAAGGAGUUAUGCAGGUGUUGCAAUACUUGACAAGCCGUUAUGACUAGGCGUGGAUUUGCUGCUGUUCUGAAUCUGAAGUAAGAUGUUGCUGAAUUAAUUUGGCGUCCUAAAGCAUCUUUGCUGAGCUGCUUCAUUCUGAGGCAGUGUGGAGGAGGACCGUACUAUCAGGCGAGGAGUGAAGACAUUGAAGAUUUUGCACUUAAUGGGAGCAGUACAUGGGAUCAGCCUUUUAACACAGACUUUUACCUUGUGGGAAAAGAAUACUCUAAGUCUGAAGGUGCACAUUGAUGAAAAAACACAGCUGUAACUAAAGCUAUUCAAAGUUGUACAUGGACCAAGUGAGAUUGAAAGGAGGAUGGUUAUCGUGCAAAAGAAUCUGAAGAGACAUGGACAAUAACCGUUAACAUUUGUAAUGUUUUUAUAAACUCUCAAUGAGCUAAUAAAUGUCAGUAUUCAAAAUAGAGGAAGCCAAUUCUAUACAUAACAUCAGUUGGAGAUGUUAAGAGGGAAUCCCUUGCAUCAUUUCUGGACUUAAUUGUUUAGUUUUCAUGGGCAUAGUACUACAAAUAAUUUCAACUAUAUAAUGUGUGUUUGUGUGUGUGUGAGUGUAAACGUGCAAGGCUUUACUAAUUCUUCUUCGCAACUGGUAUAUA